Molecule: messenger RNA, 1441 nt
Organism: Mercurialis annua (annual mercury)
Lineage: Eukaryota; Viridiplantae; Streptophyta; Magnoliopsida; Malpighiales; Euphorbiaceae
Exons: 2
Coding region: 333-1049 (238 amino acids)
Source: RefSeq, a predicted model, not a curated record
UGCACGAAAACGUUGAUCAACUCACGUUUCUGCGUUUCCAUCCGUUUCAGAAACGGAAACUUAGGGGACACCGGCACAAAACGUGUCCCAUACGUAUUGGGGCCGUUUCUGCAAUUAUGGAAAAAUAGAGUUUGUUUCCUUUAGAAACUCUGAUUUCUGUACAACAAAUUCCUAUAUAUACACUACUUGAUUCAGCAAUAACUUCAUAAUUCCUUCUCAUAAACCUUUAAAUCUUCUUCUAUUGCUGCUCUGCACGUCUGAAUUGCACGGUUGAACAUAAUUCGGCGCGCUCCGGCGACUCGUAAAGGUUUGUGUUGAAUUAUUAUUUUUGCAUGGAUUCUUCGCAAAAUCAAACGUCUAGCUCUAGUCAAGGCGUGUCAUCCACACAAACUAGUCACGAUGAGGAUAAUACGCCAUUGUGGAGAUAUGUGACAAAAAUUGAAAAAACAGGUGAAGGAGGGGGAAAUUGGAAGUGGAUAUGUAAUUUUUGUGGUGAACAAAAACAAGGGACUUAUACUAGAGUAAAAGGUCAUUUAUUAAAACUUAGCGGAAAAGGAAUUGGUACUUGUAAAAAAGUGAAAAUUGAUGAUCUUUCUGAAAUGAGAAAAGCAGAUGAAGAAGCCACAACAAGAAGUUUAAAUUCUCAACCUAAACGAGUUCCUUUACCGGUUAUUAGUACAAUAAUGGGUCCUUCUUCCACGAACCAAUCUAGUAGUUUGGAAGCUUUAAAAAGAAGAAGAAUCCAAGAAUCUGACCUUGUUAAAUCUUUUGAUAUGCAACAUAGAGAUCAAUUAGAUGCUGAAAUAGCAAGAAUGUUUUAUACCGGGGGUCUGCCUUUCAAUUUUGCUAAAAACCCUUAUUUUGUUAGCUCUUAUGCAUUUGCUGCUAAUCAUUCAUUGGGAGGAUAUGUGCCACCUGGAUAUAACAAAUUGAGGACUACUUUAUUACUACAAGAGAAAAUACACGUGGAAAGGUUAUUGGAACCCAUUAAAAGCACUUGGGGAGAAAAGGGGGUUAGUAUUGUGAGUGAUGGAUGGAGUGAUCCAUAAAGAAGGCCUUUGAUUACAGUGAUAGUGGUUAGUGACUCUGGUCCUAUGUUUAUCAAAGCUGUGGAUUGCUCUAGUGAAGUGAAGGAUAAACAUUUUAUUGCUGAUUUGCUUAAGGAAGUUAUUAAUGAGAUUGGCCAUCAAUCUGUGGUUCAAAUUAUUACUGACAAUGCGAGAAAUUGCAAAGCUGCUGGAGAAAUCAUUGAAGGUGUGUAUCCACAUAUAUACUGGACUCCAUGUGUAGUCCAUACUCUCAAUCUUGCUUUGAAAAAUAUAUGUGCAGCCAAGAAUGUUGAAAAUAAUAUAGACGUCUAUGACGAAUGUCAUUGGAUAACUAUAAUUCAUGGAGAUGCUUUACAAAUCAAGAACUUCAUCAUGACUCAUUCAAUGAGGCU